AGGCAGAGGUCUCACUAUUAACGAUAUCAGGUCCCACGGCUACUGGAUUCCAGGCAUCAACCGAGCAGUAGCUUCCUACAUUCGUCAAUGCAUCAUCUGUAGACGGCUCCGGAAACCAACGGAAGAGCAAAGGAUGGCAGAUCUACCCCCUGAACGUGUAGAACCAUCAGCCCCCUUUACUUUCUGUGGAAUGGACUGCUUCGGCCCAUUCCUCACGAGACAAGGAAGAAAAGAGAACAAGAGAUAUGGUCUCCUUUUCACUUGUCUUAGCUCCCGUGCAAUUCAUAUGGAGAUGCUUGAUGACUUGUCCACUGAUGCCUUUAUCAAUGGCCUUCGAUGCUUUAUUGCUAUUCGUGGUGCUGUUCGUCAGAUCAAAUCUGACCAAGGAAGUAACUUUUUCGGAGCCAAAAAUGAACUCAAAGAAGCCUUAAAGGAAGUAAAUGCAGACCGGCUGGCUGCAUAUCUUGCAGAGAAACAAUGUGACUUCUGUAUGAAUGCACCCUAUUCAAGCCAUGUUGGAGGGGUUUGGGAGAGGCAGAUUAGGACAGUGAGAGGCAUUCUAAGGUCCACACUUGCUCUUUCCUCUGGUAGGCUAAAUGAUGCUUCCCUGCGGUCUUUUCUCUAUGAAGCUAUGGCAAUUGUCAACAGUCGACCACUGACCGUUAAUAACCUCAGUGAUCCUCAUAGCCUCGAGCCGCUCACCCCUAAUCAUCUUCUCACUCUGAAAUCUGUCAAGGCCUUGCCUCCUCCAGGUGAGUUUGUCAGAGAAGACGUGUAUGGCAAGAAGAGGUGGCGUCAUGUUCAGUACCUGGCGGAACAGUUCUGGAGUCGAUGGCGAAAGGAAUACCUCGCUAACAUUGCUCUCAGACAGCGUUGGCAUACACCAAGGAGAAAUCUGCAAGUUGGAGAUAUUGUAAUGAUGAAAGAAGAAGACGUGCACAAGCAUGAAUGGAGAUUGGGCAGGGUUUCAGUAACCACAACUGACAAAGACGGACUAGUGAGGAGAGUUAAGGUUCGCCUCGGCGACAAGAAGCUUGGAAAAAAGGGAGAGCGUCUCCACAAGAUGUCUGAGGUCGAACGACCAGUCCAAAAGUUGGUCUUGCUGCUGGAGUCUGAUUAAACUUACUCACUCCCCUAUGGUUCACAAUACUUUUUCAAAACGGCUUGUGAACUCGGUUUAUAAAGGCUCGUCACUUUCUUACUUAUGAAAGGUCAUAUUCAGUUAAAAAUCAUUUGUGCUUAAUGUAAAUUCUAUACAGUUACAUUAUUUACUCAUGAUUGGUGGGAGUGUAAAUGACUCUGAAAAUGUUCCAUUAAUAUGUUGACUAGUUCCUGCACAAAUUUAUUUGUAAGUGCCUUUGCAUGUUUUUUUUUUGGUCCUUUUAUUUUGAAGUUCUUCCGGUGAGACCGGAAAUAGAUGUACCUGUCGCAACUUGACAUUGCAAAAAGUCCGUUAGUUUUACGUUUACUGAAGGAGAAGGAGUUCAUGUUUGUUUAUUCUUCAAUCCACUUUACGGACUGCUAAGCUCCUAGCUGGAACGGGAACAAGCUCUUACGGUGAUUUCUGGAUCUUUAUGGAAAAGGAACAUUUGUGUUCAAAAAUAAAAGAUUUCUGAAACAUCAGUACGCUUCAUCAUUGUCCGGCUGGGGUCAGC
Messenger RNA from Cyclopterus lumpus (lumpfish), 1655 nucleotides. RefSeq lists its product as uncharacterized. Gene Ontology annotation, molecular function: nucleic acid binding. The transcript is spliced from 2 exons. Lineage: Eukaryota; Metazoa; Chordata; Actinopteri; Perciformes; Cyclopteridae. Gene Ontology annotation, biological process: DNA integration. Bases 134 to 1120 code for a protein of 328 amino acids. The record is from RefSeq and is a predicted model, not a curated record.